Messenger RNA from Carica papaya (papaya), 1526 nucleotides. RefSeq names its product purine permease 1-like. Gene Ontology annotation, cellular component: membrane. Gene Ontology annotation, molecular function: purine nucleoside transmembrane transporter activity. The record is from RefSeq and is a predicted model, not a curated record. NCBI's taxonomy places the organism in Eukaryota, Viridiplantae, Streptophyta, Magnoliopsida, Brassicales, Caricaceae.
CCUUAUCCAUCUAUCAGAAAGAAAUGAAAAUAAAUUAUCAAAAAAUUUUACUAUAAGAUCAUUCAAAACCUGUCUUGAAUGAGGACAGUUUGAUAGUACAUAAAAAAAAAUAUCUUUGAGGUCUCAUGUAUAGCUAGGAUAGGUAUCAUCAACUGUCUCCGCACUUCAAAGAAGAAUAAUUGAGCCAAGAUCAAAGAUAAAUUGACGCAUAUUUGAUCCUGAAAUUUCAUCAUUGAAAUGUUUCCAACUCAAAAUAUUAUCUUCCAAUUCUCCCAUCUUACUUUUAAUCAUGGAUAUGCCAAAGCGCAUUGAAAGUGGAAAGCAAGAUUCGAGCUUCAUCCAAUUUUAAGAGUCAUCCAUAUUGAUAUAAGUGGAAAUAUUUCUACCACACAGCUGUAAAGAGAUAUCUUUAAACGCAAUAUAGAGCAAAAAUCUAUCACCAACCCAGACAUCCAUCCAGAAUUUAAUUUUUCUUCCACUACCCACCAACCACUUAAACACUCACCAUUUUCAGGAUCAGAAUUAUACUUGAUCCGGCUUCUCCAAGCAUAUGGUUAGGGGAUUGGACAACUCAAGGACGUCAUCAUGAGAUGUCUACACCCAUAAGGGCUUCCAGCGACAAAAGGCAGAGCAGGCAGAGUAUUAAUGUAAUAAGCUAAGCUUGUGGGCUUUGUGCUAAAGAAAUGGAGAACCCAGAACCUACUUUGAGCACGACUAUGAAAAAAGUUCUACUAGUUCUAAACUGCAUCAUACUCACAGUCGGCAACUGUGGUGGCCCUCUUAUCAUGCGCCUGUACUUCAUUCAUGGUGGCAAACGAGUCUGGUUCUCAAGCUGGCUUGAAACAGGCGGUUGGCCCAUCAUCUUCCUCCCUCUCACAGUUGCCUACUUUUACCGGCGCCAUACUCAAAAAUCAAAUCCAUCUCAAAAUAACAAGUUCUUCCUUAUGGAAUCUCGAUUGUUCUUUGCCUUCGUAGUUAUAGGAAUUCUCACAGGCUUUGAUGACUACUUGUACGCCUACGGUGUGGCCCGUCUUCCAGUUUCUACUUCUUCGCUGCUCAUAGCUACCCAGUUGGCAUUCACAGCCGGCUUUGCUUUCCUCUUCGUGAAGCAAAAGUUCACAUCAUUUUCGAUAAAUGCAGUGGUGUUGUUGACCGUUGGAGCGGUUGUCUUGGCCUUGCAUACGAGCAGCGACAGGCCAGGGAAUGAAUCAAACAAGGAGUAUAUUAUGGGAUUCUUGAUGACACUUGCUGCGUCGCUUUUAUACGGGUUGAUCUUGCCUUUGGUGGAGUUGUCUUACAAGAAGGCCAGGCAGCAAAUUACUUACGCUCUAGUUAUGGAGAUCCAGAUGGUCAUGUGUUUGUUUGCUACCGGUGUUUGCACAGUAGGAAUGCUGGUCAACAAUGAUUUCCAGGCAAUUUCAAGAGAAGCAAAAGCAUUUGAGCUAGGUGAAACUAAGUACUAUUUGGUGGUGGUGUUUAGCGCAAUGGUGUGGCAAUGCUUCUUCUUGGGGGCAAUAGGAGUCAUC